Messenger RNA from Helianthus annuus (common sunflower), 1173 nucleotides. Its product is annotated as 2-isopropylmalate synthase A. NCBI's taxonomy places the organism in Eukaryota, Viridiplantae, Streptophyta, Magnoliopsida, Asterales, Asteraceae. The transcript has 8 exons. The coding region runs from base 16 to 1173 and encodes 385 amino acids. Gene Ontology annotation, molecular function: 2-isopropylmalate synthase activity. The record is from RefSeq and is a predicted model, not a curated record. Gene Ontology annotation, cellular component: chloroplast. Gene Ontology annotation, biological process: L-leucine biosynthetic process.
GCACCCGGAGCCUCGAUGACCCCGAAGCAAAAACUGGCCAUUGCACAUCAACUCGAAAGGCUAGGCGUUGACAUAAUCGAAGCAGGGUUUCCGGCUUCCAACAAAGCCGAUCUAGAAACUGUUAAGUUGAUAGCACAAGAGGUCGGUAACUCAGCCGCAAGUGAUGAUGGUCAUAUCCCCGUCAUUUCGGGCCUUGCAAGAUGCAACAAGAACGAUAUCGAUAAAGCAUGGGAGGCUGUUAAGUAUGCCAAAUACCCGCGGAUACAUACAUGUAUAGCCACCAGUGAGAUUCAUAUGAAGCAUAAGUUAAAGAUGUCUAAGGAACAAGUUAUUGAAAAGGCUAGGACCAUGGUGGCAUAUGCUAGGAGUUUGGGUUGUAAAGAUGUUCAGUUUGGCGCGGAAGAUGCUGGAAGAUCGGAAAGAGAAUUUUUAUAUGAGGUCCUAGGUGAGGCGAUAAAAGCUCGGGCAACGACUCUUUGCAUUCCUGAUACCGUUGGUUAUAACUGGCCUCGCGAGUUUGGGCAGCUCAUUGCUGACAUAAAAUCCAACACGCAUGGUGCUACAAAUGUCGUCAUUUCUACCCAUUGCCAUAAUGAUCUAGGACUUGCUGUUGCAAAUACUUUGGAGGGGGCUUUUUCGGGUGCAAGACAAUUAGAAGUAACGAUAAAUGGAAUAGGAGAAAGAGCUGGUAAUGCUUCUUUGGAAGAGGUGGUAAUGACUCUAAAAUGCAAAGGGGAGUUACUAGGUGGUCUUUACACCGGUGUAGAUACAAAACACAUUGCCAUGACUAGCAAGAUGGUGGAAGACUAUACUGGAAUGAGGGUUCAACCACACAAGCCCAUUGUUGGUGCUAAUGCAUUUUCUCAUGAAAGUGGAAUCCAUCAGGAUGGGAUCCUAAAGAACAAGAGUACAUAUGAAAUUAUGUCUCCUGAAGAUAUUGGAAUUCAUAGAUUUAAUGAAGCCGGACUUACACUUGGAAAACUUAGUGGACGUCAUGCUUUGAAAGCCAAACUUUUUGAGCUUGGUUACAACUUUGAUGGAAAUGAACUUAACCAAUUGUUUUUGCGCUUUAAAUCUCUAGCUGAGAUGAAAAAGAUUAUCACCGAUGAAAAUCUAAUAACAUUGGUAUCACACAAAGUUUCCGAGCCACAAAUAGAGUAUUAUCAAGCUUAG